AGAGGAUAAAGUCGGUGGCUCAGCUCAGUACUCUCAUUUCUCAUUUCUCAUUUCCCAAAAGCCUUCAGCUCUCUCGAAUUUGCUCCGUCCAUCGCAAUCAAUGGCUAGCCGGUGGUUGAGGCCUGAGGUUUACCCGCUGUUCCUGGCCGUUGGAGCUGCCGUCGGUAUCUGUGGGUUCAGUAUGGUCCGCCACAUGUUGAUCAACCCUGAAGUCAGAGUGUCCAAGGAGAACAGGGCUGCUGGAGUACUGGAGAAUUUUGCUGAGGGAGAAAAGUACCAGGAGCAUAUGCUGAGGAGAUUUGUCCGUAACAAGUCCCCGGAAAUCAUGCCAGGCAUCAACAGCUUCUUCGCUGACCCAGCUAAGUAAUUGAAAUCAUAAUGGAAAUGGGGCAUUGUCAGACAUGGUGACUUUGAAAUCGCUGGUUGCAACUGGAACUUGAGUGGUUGUGUUAAAUUUAACCCGGUUGUUUGGGGUAAACAAUGGAAAUAAAUUCAGUGGAUAAUUAUUAUGUAACCUGAAUUUGGUUGGGAGAAAUGAUUACCGAUGGAUGUUUCCUUAA
Molecule: messenger RNA, 560 nt
Organism: Argentina anserina (silverweed cinquefoil)
Lineage: Eukaryota; Viridiplantae; Streptophyta; Magnoliopsida; Rosales; Rosaceae
Exons: 3
Coding region: 101-367 (88 amino acids)
Source: RefSeq, a predicted model, not a curated record